AGUCUUGAGUGCGGCUUCAUUGGAAGAAGUUCAAUUCGUAUUCACUGCCGAUUGUUUGUUUACUUUUUUUUUUAUAUUUUCUCUCACCCAAAAGAGCGACGUUUUUGUUUUGUUUUUCUCUUGCCUGAUUGUCUUUAAUAAUUCGGAACUCGACAAUAAAUAAAACUUACAAAGCUUUUAAAUAGAAAAAUAAAAAAAAGGAAUUAAGGAAAGAAAGUUUAAUAAACCAGAAUCAUGUCAUUGUGCAUGGGAAUUCGCUCACUUAAACAUGCUCCAAGGAUAAGAAUCUUCAACAUCAGUAGAAAUAAAUAUUCAACAAACGUCGAAUAUCGACCGAUCCGAUCUGUGCUUGUAGCCAAUCGUGGUGAAAUCGCUAUUCGAGUGUUUCGAGCAUGUAGUGAACUUGGCAUUCGCUCUGUUGCGAUUUAUUCAGAGCAAGACAAGAUGCAUAUGCAUCGACAGAAAGCUGACGAGUCUUAUCUCGUUGGUAAAGGUCUUCCACCUGUCGAAGCUUAUCUAAACAUUCCCGAAAUCAUUCGAGUGUGUAAAGAGAAUGACAUCGAUGCAGUUCAUCCUGGUUAUGGUUUUCUCUCAGAACGAUCAGACUUUGCGCAAUCUGUCAUCGAUGCUGGGUUACGUUUCAUUGGUCCAUCGCCAAAAGUUGUACAACAAAUGGGUGAUAAAGUUGCGGCUCGUGUCGCUGCCAUUGAAGCCAAAGUUCCGAUUGUACCUGGAACUGACGGGCCAGUGCACUCGAAAGAAGAAGCUUUAGAGUUUUGUAGAAAGCAUGGGUUGCCGGUGAUUUUCAAAGCAGCUUAUGGUGGAGGUGGUCGUGGAAUGAGAGUCGUGAAGAAGAUGGAAGAUGUUGAAGAAAGUUUCAUUCGUGCAAGUUCAGAAGCUAAAGCAGCUUUCGGUAAUGGCGCGAUGUUCAUUGAGAAGUUUAUUGAGCGACCACGUCACAUUGAAGUUCAAUUACUUGGCGAUAAAGCUGGAAAUGUUGUUCAUCUUUAUGAACGUGAUUGCAGUGUUCAAAGGCGUCAUCAGAAAGUUGUGGAAAUUGCCCCAGCGCCUCGACUAUCGACAGAAGUUCGCGAUCGAAUGACUGAGAAUGCUGUGAGAUUAGCACGCCAUGUAGGAUAUGAAAAUGCUGGAACUGUUGAGUUCCUUUGUGACGAGACUGGAAACUUUUACUUCAUUGAAGUCAAUGCACGUCUUCAGGUUGAGCAUACAGUGACAGAAGAGAUCACGGGCAUUGACUUAGUGCAGUCACAAAUUCGUGUUGCUGAAGGAAUUACGUUGCCUGAGAUGGGAUUAAGUCAGGAUAACAUCAAGACACAAGGCUAUGCAAUUCAAUGUCGUGUGACGACUGAAGAUCCAGCAAAUGAAUUCCAACCGAGUGUUGGACGCUUGGAAGUAUUCAGAAGUGGAGAAGGGAUGGGAAUUCGUCUUGACUCAGCGAGUGCUUAUGCCGGCGCAAUCAUUUCACCUUAUUACGACUCUUUACUUGUUAAAAUCAUCUCACAUGCUUCUGAUCUUCAAUCUUCAGCUGCGAAAAUGACGAGAGCUUUGAGAGAAUUCAGAAUUCGUGGUGUGAAGACAAACAUCCCAUUUUUGUUAAAUGUUUUAGAGAAUCAAAAGUUCUUAAAUGGAGUUCUUGACACGUACUUCAUCGAUGAACAUCCGCAACUCUUCAAGUUUCAACGUUCACAGAAUCGUGCACAAAAAUUGUUGAACUAUUUGGGGGAAGUUCUCGUUAAUGGACCUCAAACGCCACUUGCAACAAAACUCAAACCCGCUGAAAUUCAUCCACAUGUACCAGAAGUGCCAUUAGACUUGUCACCAGAAGCACUUGAACAAGAAAAAGAAGGAAGAAAAGUCACCGCUCCACCGCCUGGAUUACGUGACAUUCUCAAAAGCGAAGGUCCAGCAGCGUUCGCCAAAGCUGUUCGUGCUAAGAAAAAUCUUUUAUUGAUGGACACAACUUUCCGCGACGCUCAUCAAUCACUUCUAGCGACGAGAGUUCGUACUCAUGAUUUGUUGAAGAUUUCACCAUUUGUCGCUCAUAAGUUGAACAAUUUGUACUCGUUGGAGAACUGGGGUGGAGCAACAUUCGAUGUCAGCUUACGAUUCCUUCAUGAAUGUCCAUGGGAACGUCUGGAAGAAAUGCGAAAUCUAAUCCCAAAUAUUCCGUUCCAAAUGUUAUUGCGUGGUGCUAACGCUGUUGGUUACACAAACUAUCCCGACAAUGUUGUCUUCAAAUUCUGUGAAUUAUCGGUUCAAUGUGGAAUGGACAUCUUCCGUGUUUUCGACAGUUUAAAUUACUUGCCAAACUUGGUUCUUGGAAUGGAAGCAGCAGCAAAAGCUGGAGGUGUUGUUGAAGCUGCAAUUUCUUAUACCGGAGAUGUCAGCGAUCCUAAUAAGUCAAAGUACGACUUGAAGUAUUACACAGAUUUAUCAGAUGAGUUGGUGAAUGCUGGAACUCACGUUUUAGCUAUCAAAGACAUGGCUGGUCUAUUGAAGCCUCGUGCUGCUCAUAUUCUUAUCGAUGCUAUUCGUCAGAGACAUCCAGACGUUCCGAUUCACAUUCACACACACGACACAUCAGGUGCUGGUGUUGCAAGCAUGUUGGCAUGUGCUGAAGCAGGUGCUGAUGUUGUUGACGUCGCUGUUGAUUCUAUGAGUGGAAUGACAAGUCAACCAAGCAUGGGCGCUAUUGUUGCUUCACUUCAAGACACGCCACUUGACACUGGCUUCAACUUAUCUGACAUCUCUGAAUAUUCAGCUUAUUGGGAGAUGACAAGAACGCUUUACGCUCCCUUUGAGUGCACAACAACGAUGAAGUCAGGCAAUGCUGAUGUUUACAUGAAUGAAAUUCCUGGUGGACAAUACACAAACCUUCAAUUCCAAGCUUAUUCACUUGGUCUUGGCGACUUCUUUGAAGAUGUUAAGAAAGCUUAUCGUGAAGCUAAUUUGUUGCUUGGUGACAUCAUUAAAGUAACGCCAUCUUCGAAAGUUGUUGGUGAUCUCGCUCAAUUUAUGGUGCAGAAUCAUUUGACAGCUGAUCAAGUUAAGGAACGUGCUGAAGAAUUGUCAUUCCCGAAAUCUGUCAUUGAAUUCUUGCAAGGUGCAAUUGGAAUACCGCAUGGAGGCUUCCCAGAACCUUUCAGAUCUCGUGUGUUAAAAGACAUGCCAAGAGUUGAAGGCCGUCCUGGUGAAUCGCUUGAACCAUUGGAUUUCGGAAAGUUGAAAGCAGAAAUUUUGGAAUCUCAUCCUCAUGCGACUGAUCGUGAUGUGAUGUCAGCAGCUUUAUAUCCAAGUGUCACUGAUGAUUUCAUGACGUUCCGUGAAGAAUACGGUCCCGUUGACAAAUUGGAUACAAGAAUUUUCCUUACUGGUCCAAAAGUUGGUGAAGAGUUUGAAGUUACGAUUGAGAAGGGAAAAACGUUGCACAUUAAGACGCUGGCAAUGGCUGAAGAUCUUACAGCGAACGGAGAGAAAGAAGUUUUCUUUGAACUUAAUGGACAAUUGCGUUCAGUUCUUAUUCGUGAUAAAGAAGGUGUUAAAGAAUUGCAUAUUCAUCCAAAAGCUACAAAGGGAAAUAAGUCUGAAAUUGGUGCACCGAUGCCUGGUCAAGUCAUUGACAUUCGUGUGAAGGUUGGAGAUAAAAUCGAGAAGGGACAGCCAUUGGUUGUGUUAUCAGCCAUGAAGAUGGAAAUGGUCGUUCAAAGUCCAAGAGCUGGUGUGGUUAAGUCAUUGAACAUCGAGUCUGGAAUGAAGUUGGAAGGCGAUGAUCUGAUCCUUACAUUCGAAUGAAUUCAUUGUUAAUUUUUUUUCAUAUCUUUUAAUUACUAUUUUUUAUGACAUGUCUACAAAAGCAUGUUUUAAAUACUUUGAUAACUUUGUUGUAGAAGAAAAUAUGUAAAACUUAAAGUUUCUUGUUCUCGCUUAAUGCAUCACAAUUAUACGUAUAAAAACAAUCAAAAAAUGGCUUCCAUUGUUAAAAAUAUUAAGAAAAGAUAAUAAAUCUAGCUUCAAGCUAUUUAAAUUUAAAGAUUUUCUUUCUCAUUUUUUUCUUUAUAUUCAUCAUUAAAUGUAUUCUAUUGGAACUGUUCAAUUAUGAAACAUUUUCUGUUACUUUCAUUUUAAAAAUAUUGCAAAGUUUCACAAUCCUGUCAA
Molecule: messenger RNA, 4176 nt
Organism: Clunio marinus
Lineage: Eukaryota; Metazoa; Arthropoda; Insecta; Diptera; Chironomidae
Source: the annotation of a GenBank genome assembly